AUGAAAUAAUUUAUAACCUUUAUCAAUAUUCCUGAAGUGCGUGGAAAAAUUCCAAAAUGUUAAAUCUGUUAGAAAAGUUUCAGUUUUACAACUAGAGAACAUCAAUGCAAAAGGUAAGAAUAAAACAUAAUGCAGAUGUUUAAGAGCUGUAUGUGAGGGAUGUUCUCCAUUCAAGAUUAACCAUAUUAAAAAAGAUGGUAAAGAAUCCACAAAACCACAUAGAAUGUGUAAAAUCUGUAAAGAGGUAUAUGGAAGUCUAAUUCAAGGAAUCAGAGUAAAUAAAGAAUUUUGUGGAGUAGAAUCAUAUUGCUUAUGGAGUUGACACUAUAUCGAAAUAAUGGUUGGGAGGUACUCUAAGUUAACAAGAUUAUAAGAAUGCUCGUGAGAGCGCUAAAAUAAGAUUUGAUAAAACAGAAAUAAGUGGUUUUGACAAUAUUAACUAUUCUUUAAAAGAAUUUUAUUAUCUUGUAGGCAAAGACAAUCAAAAAUUACAGAAUGUUUGUUUGACAUUUUGUUCUAAGAAUCCAGAAGUGUAAUUUUCAGCAGAAUUAGUAUGUUUAGCCAAUUUUCUAUUAUGUUUUUCAUCAGAAGCAUCAACUUAUCAAUUAUUAACAAUAAUAUACAAAUAGAAACCCCCUGAUGAAUGUAUCGUAAGUAUAUUAACAUAUUGUGUAAAAGGAUAUGGUCUAGGAGAGGAUGAAAAAUAAUUGUUGAAAUAAUUUUUACAAAGUAGAUUAAAGCGAUAUUUAAUAACAUAUUCAAUCAACAUGUUUAAUUUCGAUACUACUCUAUUUCUAAUAACAUAAUUAAUUAAAAAAUAUGAUUCAUUUAUUAAAGGACUAUCUGCAAUAUUUAUAUUGGCUAGUACUCAAUUAAAGAAUACUAAUCAUGAAGAUCUUGAAUUAUGGAUAUUAAGGAAUGUAAGAAGAAAAGAUGCAGAAAAUAAAUUAAAUUCUAUGCAAAUGCCUACACCUAAAUAAGAAAUAGAAAGUAGAGAUACAUCUUAAUCAGUUAGAAGUAUUGCAUUUUCAAUGAUUGAAUAAUAAGAUUAAUCUUAAAAUAAUGAAUUAAAAGCUGAAAUAUCUAAUUUAAAAUUACAACUUGCAUUAAAAGAUAAUGAAAUUGAAAGUUAUAAAUUUUAAUUAUAACAAAUGUAAUCUCCAGAUGACUCAAAAAAAGAUAAAUAUAUACAAUAAAAAAAUGAUGAAAUUGCUAUUCUAUUAGCUAGAGUUGAUGCUUUAACUUUAGAAAAUAAAUAAUUAUCUAAGAAAGAAUCUAAUUAUUUAAAUUAGAAUUCUAUAUAAGCAGAAUAAUAAAAGAUUAUUUAAGAAUAACAAUAAUAGAUUGAACGCUUAAAGACAAAAUUAAAAGAUACUACAUUUGAAAAUAGAGCAAUGUCAAUGUCAUUAGCAACUAGUGCAUAGAGUAUUAUGUCUGGCAAAGAAGUAUAGGAUUUAAAAUAAAAACAUGAAGACGAAAAAUAAUAAUUAUUAGAUUAAAUUCAUUCAUUAGAAUAAAAUAAAGCAUAACUUCAACGUAUUAUAGAUUCAUAAAAACAAUUGAAUUAAAGAGUAGUUGAUUAUAUUAGCUCUAUGACCAUUAAUACUAAUGUUAUAGAAUUGUCACUCAAACCUCCUUUGGAGAGAAGUACUAAAAAUGAUAAUGAAGACUACAAGCUCCUUAUUGAUACAAAGAAUCAAUAAAAUUAAUUAUUAAAAUAAUUGCUUAUUGCAAAUCAGUAAUAAAUUCAAGAACUUAAUAAUAAGCUCAAAGAUAUUAAAUAAAUGAUUUAUUCAUCAUGA
Paramecium pentaurelia is the source of this 1802-nucleotide messenger RNA. Lineage: Eukaryota; Ciliophora; Oligohymenophorea; Peniculida; Parameciidae. The record is from the annotation of a GenBank genome assembly.